AUGGGAGCCGGAGGUAGAGUUGUCAAAGGAGGUAAUGGGGGCAAUACGGGCUUAGGCAAAGGCGGCAACUCCAUGCCCGGCAGUGGAGGCAAUAUGAGCUUUGGCAGCAUGGAGGGAGGUGAUAUCGGUGAUAUUGUGGGCGUCAAGUUUGUAAUAGGUGGUUCUUCUGGCAAUGUGGGUGCCGAAGUUGUAGCAGGCGGUAUUUCUGGUGAUGGAAAGGGUAGUUUUGGUGAUAUGGCUGGUGGCAAUGGCAAUGACGGAGGCGGUGGAACAGAUGAUUUUGGUGGUGGAAAUUGCGAUGGUGGAGGUGCUAGAAGGGGCAAUUUUGGUGAUUUGCGUGGUUGCAAUUGCGAUGGUGGAGGUGGUGGAACAGACGAUUUUGGAGAUUUUGGUGAUUUGGCUGGUGGCAAUUGGGAUGGUGGAGGUGAUGGAAGGGGCGAUUUUGGUGAUUUGGCUGGUGGCAAUUGCGAUGGUGGAGGUUGGAAAACGAGCAAUUUUGAUGAUUUGGCUGGUGGCAAUUUGGAUGGUGGAGGUGAUGGGAAGGGCGAUUCGGGUGAAAUGAAAUGGACAGCAGAAAAUUGA
Molecule: messenger RNA, 582 nt
Organism: Juglans microcarpa x Juglans regia
Lineage: Eukaryota; Viridiplantae; Streptophyta; Magnoliopsida; Fagales; Juglandaceae
Product: keratin, type I cytoskeletal 9-like
Exons: 1
Coding region: 1-582 (193 amino acids)
Source: RefSeq, a predicted model, not a curated record